This is a messenger RNA of Uloborus diversus, 2442 nucleotides long. RefSeq names its product calpain-A-like. The transcript is spliced from 13 exons. Gene Ontology annotation, biological process: proteolysis. The coding region runs from base 319 to 2148 and encodes 609 amino acids. Gene Ontology annotation, cellular component: cytoplasm. The record is from RefSeq and is a predicted model, not a curated record. Lineage: Eukaryota; Metazoa; Arthropoda; Arachnida; Araneae; Uloboridae. Gene Ontology annotation, molecular function: calcium-dependent cysteine-type endopeptidase activity.
GAGAAAUAACGUGCAGAGUUUCAUCUCGCCCCUAAAAAUCUUUGUUUUUUGGAUUAUUUAAAGAAAAAAAAUUAUGGAACUGCUAAAAAUGGCUAAAAAAUAUUUUCGCUGAAAAUGUUAAAAAAUGAUAAGCUCUCGUUUCUUAAAUAUAAUAAAGGACUUAAAAAUCAAGUGAAUAAUGCUUGAUCUUCAAAUCCAUUGUUCCAUCAUGAAAAAAACUUUUUUAACAUUUGAAGCAAAGCUAUUUCGAUUAUCGGAAUGACUUUUUUCCUGAAUAUCCUACUGGGAAUGCCGUCCACGUAGAUCGGCUCCAAAUGCAUGGGUAGCGGCUGCAGUAGGGCUAAAAAUUCGUCUGUGAGCCCCACACGGGACGCCGUCGGGCCCCUGCCGCCCAUCUCCCCCGACAUGGGCCGGGACCGGCGGGUCUCCAUCAGAGAACCCCUCGUGGGCCAUCAGCGGGGCGGGGGCGAUAAGUCCCCAGCCCUGCCCCACGUGCCCCAGCAGACGACCCUGCCGCCCAGGGCGACUCGCAGGGACGUGGACAGGGUGAAGGGGAGCCGCCCGCCCAGCCCCACCAACCACGAGCAGCGCUGGGGAGAGAGUCGAGACUAUGAUGACGUGGAGGAGGAGGCCUUCGACAUCAGUGACAUAUCGGACGACAGCGACGAGAUCCACGAUGAUGAAAACGUUCUUCGAUCUUUAGCCCUACUUCGAAUAGGACAAUUAUUUAUGGAUGCCAACUUUCCCCCUUUAGAGUCUUCUAUAUACUACAGUCAUCGCUUAGUUGAAGGAAAAGUUACGUGGAUGAGACCUCAUGAGAUGAUACCGGAGCCGAAACUACUGAUAGAUGCUAUUAGUCGACAUGAUAUUGUCCAAGGCGUCCUCGCAGAUUGUUGGUUUUUGUCAUCGUGUGCUGCUGUGGCUCAGAGACCUGAUCUCAUGAGAAGGGUGAUUGCCCCCUACCAACCCCUAUACGGCAUGGGCUAUCGAGGCAUCGUUCGAUUUAGGUUCUGGAGAUUCGGAAAAUGGAUCAACGUGUACGUCGAUGAUCUUCUGCCGACCAGGGACGGAGAGCUUCUUUUUUCGCGAUGUUCUGACAGAAGAGAAUUCUGGGUAGCUCUGCUGGAAAAAGCUUACGCCAAGCUCCACGGUUCCUAUGAAGCUUUAGAAGGUGGACAAGCUAUGGAUGCAUUGGUGGAUCUCACGAGUGGACUCUCUGAGAGAUAUGACCUGGAAUCCGCCCCCUUGAAUCUGUAUCAAUUCCUGCUGCAGGCCUCGUCGGGGGGUGCUUUCAUCACCUGUUCUCGGAAGGGUGACUGGCAAAUGGCCAAUGCCGCUGAUCCAAAUGGCCUAGUCUCGGGACACGCCUACACCGUUACUGCCGUGGCCAAGGUUCCUAUGAAAGAUGGAAACAAAGUAAAUUUGGUGCGAAUAAGAAACCCGUGGGGAAAUGAUGUUGAAUGGAAUGGCUCUUGGAACGACAACGAUUCUCGGUGGAGCGAGGUCGACCUGCACACCAAGCAUCAGUUGGAGUGGAGCCGACGGGACGACGGCGAAUUCUGGAUGGAGUACCGGGACUUUUGCCGAGAGUUCGAGGAAGUCACCAUCUGCACCCUCGGCCCUGAUUUCGACGGGGACGGAGUUGCAGAAGAGGCAGGGAUGGUGAAAGCGAUUCGAGGAAAAUGGGAGGUACCGAAAACAAGUGGAGGAUCUAGAAAUAAUCUGGAAUUAUUUGCUAGGAAUCCUCAGUAUUUGUUAUCAGUUUAUGAACAUGCUGGAAACCGGAAAGAGGCGCACCGGAAGAGCUCUCUGAACGGCGUCGGAUCCGGCUACUGUUGCGCCGUCAUCGCACUCAUGCAAGUGCGCAGAAGGUGCAUGAAGCAUCCGGGCAGGAAGAUGAUGCAGAUCGGAUUCGUCGUCUAUAGGACAGAUGACUCUAAACGCCGCCUCACUGUACAAGAUUUUGUAACCAACGAAGAGGAGGGUAAUUCGGGCCCUUACAUCAACUACAGAGAAGUAUUCGCGCGAUUCGAACUGUCUCCAGGACAUUACGUCAUAAUCCCUGCCACGUUCGAGCCCCAUCGACAAGGGUCGUUCAUGAUCCGAGUUUACACCGACUGCCCAUUUGAUCUCAGAGAACUAAGGUGACUAUGAAACGAUUUCAAGUUUUAGAAAGCAGCCGUAUCAACUCUUAUGCCACGUCAUCAAGCCGACGGGUUUCUCAACAGCCAUUUUUGUAUUCCCGCUCAAGAAAAAAAUCUAUUUUAACCAGUUUCUUCUAGAAAUGAGGAAGCAGCGUGCCUUUUUAUCCAUAUGAAACAAAUGAACUGUCGUCUUAUUUAUAAUGUGAUCGAUACAUUUGUUGAUCUGUUUAAUGAUUCAGAGUAUUUGAUUUGUAGAAAAAUAUUUCUAACUGUGUUAGACUCUCUCGAACAAAACAUA